CGGGCUGUUGAGCGGUUGUCGACGAACUCUGACCUCGUGGCCGACGGGUCACGUGAUAACGCUCUGCCGACAAUUGCGGGCAAACAUAAAGACCUCAAGGCCAUUGCAUCUGAAACGAUGACAGCGGUACUAAACGGCGAGUACGACCACCAUAUUGAUCACAUGACCGUCAUAGACUGCAGAUACCCGUACGAGUUCGAUGGAGGCCACAUCCGGGGUGCCAUUAAUCUCUACACCAAAGACGCCGUCCAGAACUUUCUGAAGGAGACUGUGACGUCAUCAGAUAAGAAUCACGUGAUCGUUUUCCACUGCGAGUUCUCAUCAGAACGUGGUCCUAAGAUGUACCGCCAUCUUAGAUCACUGGACCGUGACUUAAACAAAGAUUUUUACCCGCAACUGAACUUUCCAGAGGUUUACCUCUUGGAAGGCGGAUACAAGGCGUUUUACCAGCAGUACGAGAACCAUUGCUUCCCCCAGCGGUAUGUCCCCAUGUUGCACGAGGAGCACGCAAAAGACUUACGUCACUUCCGGGUCAAGUCCAAGUCCUGGGCAGCAGGUGAUAAACCGCGUCACAGGUCACGUAUGGAUAAAACCGGGAGAACCUUCCGACUCGCUUUCUGA
Mya arenaria is the source of this 621-nucleotide messenger RNA. RefSeq names its product M-phase inducer phosphatase 1-like. The coding region runs from base 118 to 621 and encodes 167 amino acids. The transcript has 3 exons. Gene Ontology annotation, molecular function: protein tyrosine phosphatase activity. Gene Ontology annotation, biological process: positive regulation of G2/M transition of mitotic cell cycle; positive regulation of G2/MI transition of meiotic cell cycle; G2/M transition of mitotic cell cycle. Gene Ontology annotation, cellular component: nucleus; cytoplasm. The record is from RefSeq and is a predicted model, not a curated record. NCBI's taxonomy places the organism in Eukaryota, Metazoa, Mollusca, Bivalvia, Myida, Myidae.